AUGAAGUCGACGAAAGUGCCGUUUUCGUACAUACGGGCCAAACCGCUGGACCUAUCGUUCGAAGACCUGGAGUCGCUGGAGUCCAGCUCGCUGCGCGUGUUCUCCACGGGCUUCGUCAGCUCGUACCGGAUGCUCGGCGUGCCGGCCGGGCGCGACGGCCGGUACAAGACGGCGUCGCUGUUGCUGGGCCACAACCGGCUGACCGGCGGCCUGGACGACAUCCGGCAGCUGGUCGACAGGCUGUUCCGGCAGCCGGACGCCCUCUGCUGGCUGGACCUGUCUCACAACCGGCUGACCGACGUGUCGGACGCGCUGCUCGGGUUCCCGAACCUGAGCACGCUGUACCUGCACCACAACCGGUUGGCCAGCCUGUGCGUCGUGGCCCGGAUCGACCGGCUGCCGCGGCUCAGGUCUCUGACGCUGCAGAACAACCCGGUGGCCGAGCACCGCGGUUACCGUACCGCGGUCUUGACCGCGCUGCGCAGGAUCACCCGGCUCGAUUUCGUCAGCGUGACGGGCGGCGAGAGACGUCUGUUGCCACCCACGCCUUUGCAAGGUUUCAUCAAGAACUAUUUGAUGCGCCGUUGA
Molecule: messenger RNA, 588 nt
Organism: Melanaphis sacchari
Lineage: Eukaryota; Metazoa; Arthropoda; Insecta; Hemiptera; Aphididae
Product: leucine-rich repeat-containing protein 51-like
Exons: 1
Coding region: 1-588 (195 amino acids)
Molecular function (GO): protein binding
Source: RefSeq, a predicted model, not a curated record